Microtus oregoni (creeping vole) is the source of this 2604-nucleotide messenger RNA. RefSeq names its product SEC14-like protein 2. Gene Ontology annotation, cellular component: cytoplasm. The transcript is spliced from 12 exons. The record is from RefSeq and is a predicted model, not a curated record. NCBI's taxonomy places the organism in Eukaryota, Metazoa, Chordata, Mammalia, Rodentia, Cricetidae. Bases 99 to 1310 code for a protein of 403 amino acids.
GCCAAAGGCUGGGACUUUACUCCGGCGGCGGCGGCGGCGGCAAACGACUCGGAGCUCCAUCAGCUGCCGCAGGCACCUCGCCUCGAGGCUGAGCCACGAUGAGCGGCAGAGUAGGUGACCUGAGCCCCAAACAGGAGGAGGCAUUGGCCAAGUUUCGUGAAAAUGUCCAGGAUGUGCUGCCCACCCUGCCCAAUCCAGAUGACUAUUUUCUCCUUCGAUGGCUCCGAGCCCGAAGCUUUGACCUGCAGAAGUCAGAGGCCAUGCUCCGCAAGCAUGUGGAAUUCCGAAAGCAAAAGGACAUCGACAACAUCAUCAGCUGGCAGCCACCCGAGGUGAUCCAGCAGUAUCUGUCAGGCGGCAGGUGUGGCUAUGACCUGGAUGGCUGCCCAGUCUGGUACGACAUCAUUGGUCCCUUGGAUGCCAAGGGUCUGCUAUUCUCCGCCUCCAAGCAGGACCUGCUCAGGACCAAGAUGAGGGACUGUGAGCUGCUUCUGCAGGAGUGUGCCCACCAGACCACAAAGCUAGGGAAGAAGAUAGAGACCAUCACCAUGAUUUAUGACUGUGAGGGGCUCGGCCUCAAGCACCUCUGGAAGCCUGCAGUGGAGGCCUAUGGAGAGUUUCUCUCCAUGUUUGAAGAAAAUUAUCCCGAAACACUGAAGCAUCUGUUUGUCGUUAAAGCCCCCAAGCUGUUUCCUGUGGCCUAUAACCUCAUCAAGCCUUUCCUAAGUGAGGACACUCGUAAGAAGAUUAUGGUCCUGGGGGCAAACUGGAAGGAGGUUUUACUCAAACAUAUCAGCCCUGAACAGUUGCCUGUGGAGUAUGGAGGUACUAUGACCGACCCUGAUGGAAACCCCAAGUGUAAAUCCAAGAUCAACUAUGGCGGUGACAUCCCCAAGCAGUACUAUGUGCGAGACCAGGUUAAGCAGCAGUAUGAACACAGCGUGCAGAUCUCCCGAGGCUCCUCCCACCAAGUGGAGUAUGAGAUCCUCUUCCCUGGCUGUGUCCUCAGGUGGCAGUUUAUGUCGGAGGGAUCAGACGUGGGUUUUGGGAUUUUCCUGAAGACCAAGAUGGGGGAACGGCAGCGGGCAGGGGAGAUGACAGAGGUGCUGCCCAACCAGAGAUACAAUUCCCACAUGGUCCCUGAGGAUGGGACCCUCACCUGCAGUGAGCCAGGCAUCUACGUCCUGCGCUUUGACAACACCUACAGCUUCAUCCAUGCCAAGAAAGUCAGCUUCACUGUGGAGGUCCUGCUUCCCGACAAGGCAGCAGAGGAGAAGAUGAACCAGCAGGGGGCAGCCACGCCCAAAUAACAGCUCUCGCCUGCCCCCCUCAGAGCCUUCCUGUCGGUUGUUUCUUUGUAGUAGCGACUUUCCUACAACCUAGUAGCCCUAAGAAACUGGGGUGGAAGGAAGACUUCAGACUGCACAGGAGACUCAGGCCAGAAUCCAAAGAGGACAAAUAGCUAGGGUGGGUCCUUGUCAUCAGACUGCUAAGGGGGUCUCCAGAAACUGGCUCUAACUAUGUCUACCCUGGAGACCUGCCAACUUCACCUGCCCAGUGACAGCUAAGUCAGGGAGAGGAGGGGUACACAGGAUGGCAGCAGGGAAGAAAUUAGAAAGAAGUGAAGAGAUUGGGGUGCCACACUCAGGGAAGUCAGCUGCUGGGAAGACAUUUGCUCCUAAACGAACAUGGAACAAACCUCCAUGAUCGUAAUGAUGGUUGCAAAGGAGCAGGCUGCUAGGCACAGGAUUGGAAUCCCCCCCUCUUCCAAACUUUUGUAAAAGGCUUGAGUAUUUCCCCGCCCCCUCCCCAAGUCUCAGGAGUAACCCAAGUCGGCACUGGAAGGCAAACAGAGGGGCCUCUCUCCCCUAGAGAACCUCGCCAACUCCUGGGCCCCACUGGCUGCUUGUUUAGUUCUAAUGGUUGCCAGUGACCCAGUGUUCUGUGGAACUUUGGUACCUGGCCACUGCUGUCCAGUGAAAGAGAAACCUUCCAAAAGCACAAGGGUAAUUGCCUUCAGGAAUGACAGAUCUGAAAGGGCCCAGGAGGCCGUGGGUGGGUCCUAAGCCUCUAAGUAAGCCUCCACUUGAGCAACCCUACACAAAAACGGGAAGUGGGAGUGACCAGCACACAGACAGCCCUUCCCAGUCUGAGUCUCCCACAGUGCCUGGGAACCGGUCUUCCGACUGACCUGGGAGAGGGCUCGGCAGGUCCUUCUCUGUGGAAGCAGUAACGGCAGGGGAGCGGUGGGUUCCUCUUGCCUCUAAACGCUGGUAGCCAGGGAAAAGGGGCGGCCACAGGCGACCUUGCAGUAGCAGCUCUUGACCCUACACACCUUGCGAGCGAACGCCAGGUUACGGUUACGGACUGCCCAGAAUUCUGGAACGCGGCCCCAGGCCCUUGCGGGGACCCCCUUUCCCCUCGGAAUAAGACCCCGGCCCAGCCUGAGUACUCGUUCACCAAGCAGAGGAAGCUCUGUAUAGGUGCAGGGCUAGCGACCAGAGAGGGCCGAGGCUACCCAGGAUCUAGUCACACACCUCAGGAACAUUUCCUGGCCUUGGUUUACAAUGCUGUUAGGUACAUUAAAGCAAUUUUCAAAUCAAA